CGGUUGGCAUCCCUUGGCAGACCCUUGGCACUCGGGUCUGCGAUUGAGGCUCCGUGGCCACCGAGGAGUACCAAGGAAAGCACGUGUCUGCAUUUGGAGAAUGCAAAGCCGGUGUGUUAACCAGUCAGGCAUUCCACCUGCCUAUGGGUCUUUGAGAACAUUAUAAUGUCCACUUGUGCCUCUUUUCACAAGGAGUUUUCUCAGCUGCUACCUGUUCAAGACAUGGAUAUAAAAAAUUCACCAUCGAGCCUUAAUUCUCCUGCUUCUUACAACUGUAGUCAGUCUAUCCUACCGCUGGAGCAUGGUUCCAUCUACAUCCCUUCCUCCUAUGUAGACAGCCGCCAUGAAUACUCAGCUAUGACAUUCUAUAGUCCUACUGUGAUGAACUACAGCGUUCCCAACAGUGGCAAUAACCCAGAAGGGGGGUCUGUUAGACAGACCGUGAGUCCAGGUGUGUUAUGGCCAACUCCUGGGCACCUCUCUCCUUUAGCCAUCCACUGCCAGUCGUCACUUCUGUAUGCAGAACCUCAGAAGAGUCCUUGGUGUGAAUCAAGAUCACUGGAACACCCCUUACCUGUGAACAGAGAGACACUGAAAAGGAAGGUUAGUGGGAGCAGUUGUGCCAGCCCCGUAACUAGUCCAAGUUCAAAGAGGGACGCUCACUUCUGUGCAGUCUGCAGUGACUAUGCAUCUGGGUAUCACUAUGGUGUCUGGUCAUGUGAAGGAUGCAAGGCCUUUUUCAAAAGAAGCAUUCAAGGACAUAAUGAUUAUAUUUGUCCAGCUACAAAUCAGUGUACCAUAGACAGGAACCGGCGUAAAAGCUGCCAGGCCUGCCGACUCCGGAAGUGCUAUGAAGUAGGAAUGGUCAAGUGUGGCUCCCGGAGGGAAAGGUGUGGGUACCGUGUAGUGCGAAGACAGAGAACCCCCGCUGAGCACCUGCACUGCCUAAGCAAAUCCAAGAAAAACAGUGGGCAUGUGCCCCGAGUGAAGGAGCUUCUACUGAGCGCCCUGAGCCCAGAGCAGCUGGUGCUCACUCUCCUGGAGGCAGAGCCACCCCAUGUGCUAGUGAGCCGCCCCAGCAUGCCCUUCACCGAGGCCUCCAUGAUGAUGUCCCUCACCAAGCUGGCUGAUAAGGAACUGGUGCACAUGAUCGGCUGGGCCAAGAAAAUCCCGGGCUUUGUGGAGCUCAGCUUGUUGGACCAAGUGCGGCUCUUGGAGAGCUGCUGGAUGGAGGUGUUAAUGGUGGGGCUGAUGUGGCGCUCCAUCGACCACCCUGGCAAGCUCAUCUUUGCUCCAGAUCUCGUUCUGGAUAGGUCAUCAGAAGACCCUCACUGGCACGUUGCGCAGAUGAAGAGCCCUGCCCCAAGGGAUGAGGGGAAAUGCGUAGAAGGAAUUCUGGAAAUCUUUGACAUGCUCCUGGCAACGACUUCAAGGUUUCGUGAGUUAAAACUCCAGCACAAAGAAUAUCUCUGUGUCAAGGCCAUGAUCCUCCUCAACUCCAGUAUGUACCCUUUGGCUACAGCAAGCCAGGAGGCAGAGAGCAGCCAGAAGCUGACCCACCUACUGAACUCUGUGACAGAUGCUCUGGUCUGGGUGAUCGCCAAGAGCGGCAUCUCUUCCCAGCAGCAGUCGGUUCGCCUGGCUAACCUCCUGAUGCUCCUCUCUCAUGUCAGGCACAUCAGUAACAAGGGCAUGGAACAUCUGCUCAGCAUGAAGUGUAAAAAUGUGGUCCCAGUUUAUGACCUGCUGCUGGAGAUGCUGAAUGCCCACACGCUUCGAGGGUACAAGUCCUCAGUCUCGGGGCCCGAGUGCAGCUCAGUGGAGGACAGUAAAAGCAAAGAAGGCUCCCAGAACACACAGCCCCAGUGACACCCAGGCCUGAGGUGAAGAGCAGACAGGAAGCUGAAGGUGGGACCAUGCAUGCCAGCAGGUUGUUAGCUAUGUGGGGCUUCAUCCUCCACUGAGUGGUCCUUCAUUUGGUUAUGGCUGCCUUGGGCAUAUACCCCCCCUUCCUCCACUUCCCACUUCCCAGGAAUCAGGGUGGGUGGGUCAUUGUUUUCCUUGUACCAGGGGAUACCUUUAUAUGUGGAGUUCCAACUUGUAUAGUCUUAGAAGGAUCUCAAUAUGAUCUCUUUCUUGCUUUCCAUCUCCUUCCUACCCCCUUGGAAAACACCUUAAAGGCUCUGGAAUGAAUGGUAGAAAUCUGACUUGGAAGGGUUGCCAUUAGACAGGGGAGACAAUGUGGCACAUUUGUAGUAAGUGGGCCAACCUUACUGUGUGACCGUAUAAUCAACCUUUGAAUCCUUUCUCUUGGACCACUUGAUUAUAAUCCACAAUAACAAUCAACUCAUUUCAUAUACCUACGUCACAGGCCUGUGAGGACUAAUGACAUGCUAAGUGUCAUUCAGUCAAAGACCCUAGGGACAGUGAUCAAGCUAAGAUUUGAGCCAUGUUCUUUUCCCAGAUUCUGUUGCUGUUGGCAGUUGCAUCCCUCUUGAUUUGCAUUUGUAGCGCCUGCUUAUUUGGUCUGGCGUGGACAGUUGCUUUCAUGGAGGAAGAUAGAAAUCUCUGCCCUGGAACUGGGCCUCCUUGAAGCUCUGCUGGCCCAGUGUGUAUGUGGCAGAAAGGCCCCGUGUUUGCAAGAAUGGAGUUUUAUCGUGUGUGUGUAUGUGUGUGUUGGGGGUGGUGGUCACAGCAUAGUGCUUCCCUUGGGCCUUGUGAAUGCAGUUUCUGUCCUAUGAAAAGGUUGACAGCCAAAACUGCCAUAUCAGCCACCCAUUGGAGAUAGGGAUACCUCAGGCUAUAGAUGUACAUGAUGUGCUGUUCUAUGAUGGAACCCCCACCCCCACCUCCAGCUUCAGGCCCACAUUGUGUGGAUUGGAUGGACAUAGCAUUUGAACAAGAAAAUAAGUUUUCUUUCCUUUCUUUUUCUUCCUUUCUUCCUUGUUUUUUCUUUUUAUGACACCUCCAAAAAGAAAAAUAUUUAGGGAUAAUUAUUUAUAGCAAAAUCCUUUUAUAUCUUAUAAGUCUCUUAAAAUAUUUUAUUAGAACAUUUAUAUGGUGGCUGGGUGAGGUAGAAACUUAGUAAAAAUAUUGGCACUUCCAAAAUUACAAUUUUAACAUUUUAGAAAGUGAAAUUUUCAGACAAAGUUUUAAGAACAUGGCACGUGCACAGAAUGUGUGGCAGCUUCAGUUUGGAAGAAAGCAAUUAAAUAAUCACACAGAUUUUCAUGCUGUUUUUAAAAGUGACUUGGUAAUAUGAUAUUAAAUAGACUCUUUGAAAAUAAUUUCCUUUGGUCAGUACAUCUUGUAUUUACUGAGUCAUUAGGAAGAUUACAUUUAAUGAGAGAACUUGAAUACUUAAUUUUGGUAUUGGUGCAGUCAUGCUAAAGUUCAGAGUAGCUGUAUCGGACUAACUCGGACACAGGUGUAUGGAACACACAGAUGCUGGGAUUCUGAGGCAGUUUGAAAUUUUUCAUGGCUCCAUGCUACAGCCCGAGAGAUUCAGUGCAGAAAACAUCAGUUUUUCUGUAGCUUGAGCUUAUUCAAAGUAGGGAACCAGUGUUAUUCACAAGGUCAGUUUUCUUUCUCCAGCCUAGUCUCCCAUGUAAACAGAGGUAGGGGAGGUUGGAGAGCAGGAAGAGGGAGGCAAAGGCAACCUUGAAAAAUUGUCAGUGAAAUUCUAUUUACAAAAAUUUUAAGAGACUGUCAGAUAAGAAAAACAAAAGGAAAAAUCAGAAUGAGUUUCAAGUCGUUGUCUAAUGAGUACACAGUGAGGGUUUUGGUUGGAUUUUGAUACCUAAGGAAGGGAUCAGUUUAAAUUCAGGGGGUCACACACUUUUGUGUCAAGUCCUAUGUGUGCGUAGAUAAGUGCAAGUUUCAGUGAUCAGGAGGUAGCCUUGAACUCUCAGUUCUCCAUUCCUUAGCCUGCCAGGAGCUGAGAUGGUAGGCAUGUGCCACCACACCUAGCACAUUAGUUAUUUUCCACACGUUCUCCUGCUUCCUUCUCAGGGCUGCUUAUUUCUCGGCAUUUGGUUUCAGUCCAGGAGAAUGUAGCAUGCUGUGCCAUUUCUUUUUGGCUCAGAUCUCUGGAUAUGCUAGGGACACAGGUUAGCCCUACCUGAGGCUUCUUGGGGACUUGUUUUUGAUUAGGCUCUAAGGCAAGUGGGUGGUUGAGAUAAUACAAUCUACACUUUGAGCACCCUUUCAGGUAACGUGCUAAUAUCUUUGCCCAUAAGGAGACUUGAUUUUGUUUUCAAUAUGUUGAAAAAACCCUCCAUGUCCAUUUUAAAGGUGGCUCAUUUCUCUUUAGUUCAUAGUGGUUUCCUUUAAAUGUUAUCUUUUGGGGGGCAACUAUUCUUCCCAAAUAGUUCACGUUUUUUUAGGACAAUUUGAGUUCUCUCAUAGCUAAGCAUGA
Nannospalax galili (Upper Galilee mountains blind mole rat) is the source of this 4417-nucleotide messenger RNA. It is a transcript of the gene Esr2, whose product is annotated as estrogen receptor 2. Gene Ontology annotation, molecular function: nuclear receptor activity; zinc ion binding; steroid binding. Gene Ontology annotation, biological process: cellular response to estradiol stimulus; estrogen receptor signaling pathway; regulation of DNA-templated transcription. The coding region runs from base 166 to 1869 and encodes 567 amino acids. The transcript has 10 exons. The record is from RefSeq and is a predicted model, not a curated record. Gene Ontology annotation, cellular component: nucleus. NCBI's taxonomy places the organism in Eukaryota, Metazoa, Chordata, Mammalia, Rodentia, Spalacidae.